Colletes gigas is the source of this 4340-nucleotide messenger RNA. It is a transcript of the gene Acsf2, whose product is annotated as medium-chain acyl-CoA ligase ACSF2, mitochondrial. The record is from RefSeq and is a predicted model, not a curated record. Gene Ontology annotation, molecular function: medium-chain fatty acid-CoA ligase activity. NCBI's taxonomy places the organism in Eukaryota, Metazoa, Arthropoda, Insecta, Hymenoptera, Colletidae. The coding region runs from base 626 to 2476 and encodes 616 amino acids. The transcript is spliced from 9 exons. Gene Ontology annotation, biological process: fatty acid metabolic process.
AAAUGUCUAAACAUUACAUGUCUGAUUCAGCGUCGCUGUACACGGCUCCUAGAGAAGCUACAUUUACAACAAGUACUAUUGCGCAGCGAUUGCAGAGUCUCGUCGAAAACACUGUACGGAUCCUUGGUGAUUAUUUAGUGUUCUAAUUUCACUAACGAAGAAAGAAGCCCGAUCGUUGGACUUCGAUAUUUUUUCAAUUUUUAACAUUUGCAUAAAACUGUUACUAUUUAACCGUUGAAGAUACUAGGAAUUUUAUUAUUUCAUAUAAGAUUUGAAACUAUUACGUAACUAUCGCGUAUACUGUAAACGUGAAAAAAUUUCGACGAAAUCCAAGUAGAUCGGUUGGGAGUCUUUCCCCAGAGAGAAGAAAAUGCAGAGAACAAUUCGUCCACGCCAACGGUCCAUGUACGUGACCCGUCGGACGAUAUCACAACUUGAAGAUAGCACAGUUAUAGUUGAUGUCAGCGCCGAUAAAGUGCGUGUUGUGUUGCUCGAACGUGAUCAGUCAGUCAGUCGAAUUCGUAACGCGGCUCGAAGCUGUUCGUUAAGACGGACGGGUCUGUGAUUUGUACCUUCGAUCAAUAGGGGGAUCGUUGACCUUGCCCGGGGCCGUGAAUCGACAGAAAUGCUUCGCUCGUGGAUCAACAGGAACUCGACCGUGUUGUCAUCCGCCAGUUUCCACGUUCGUCGUAAACAUGGAUCCGUUUCGAAGGACUGGUUACUCGCUCGUUCCCAACCCUGGGAAUCGUGCGGCGCUUGGAUGCAAACGAAACGGCUGAAUCACGGUAACGCAGAAAACUUGGCGCACAUAGUGAAUGGCGGGAGUACGCCGCUGUUGGACAAAACCGUAGGGAAGUUAUUAGCAGAGACGGUGGAAAGAUAUCCAAACAGAGAGAGUCUGGUGUGCAUUCAUCAGAACGUACGUUUAACGUACUCGGAGAUUCUGCGUCGCGCCGAUCGUUUGGCGGCCGGUUUAAGGAAAUUGGGCUUGCAACCUGGAGAUCGUCUGGGCUUGUGGGCGCCCAACGACGUCGAAUGGUUCCUGACCUUUAUGGCCGCGGCCAGGGCUGGCUUGAUCCUCGUCGCGAUCAAUUCCGCUUUCCAAAUGAGCGAGCUCGUCUACUGUUUGCAAAAAGUCGGCGUGAAGGCUGUGAUAUCGCCCGACAGCUACAGGACGCAGAAUUAUUCACGCAUGCUGCUCGAGUCGCGACGGGACUGCCCCAGUUUGGAGCAUAUAAUCGUCUAUUCGAAGGAUCACGUGACCGGGACCCGUCGGUAUUGCGACGUCGAGGAACUGGCGUCCAGGUCCGAGGUCGAGAAAAUAGCAGCCGAACAGGACCUGAUAUCCUGCUACGACGGUUGUAGCAUACAAUUCACCUCGGGGACCACCGGCAAGCCUAAGGCCACCCUGUUGUCGCAUAGAUCUCUGGUGAACAAUACGAAACAUAUCACCGUGAGAGCGGACAUCCAGAAAGACGUGAAAGCUUGCCUGAACGUUCCCCUGUUUCACGCGUUUGGCAUAUCUAAAAGUCUAAUUAUGCUUCAUAGGGGAACUACGGUAGUUUUGGAAUCGCCUACUUUUAAUCCUGUAAGAUCCCUGGAGGCAAUAGUAAAGGAGAAAUGCGAGGUCGCUUGCGGGACACCGACAAUGUGGAUCAAUAUGCUGGCCGCCCAUCAACAACAUCAGCAUCUGCCAAUCAGACUGCACGCCGGCUACACGGGGGGCUCCUCCGCGGCGCCGGAACUCUUCAGGAGAAUAAGAGAAUCUUUUCGUUGCGAUGACAUGAAGACGAUCUACGGGCAGACGGAGGCGACGGCGGUCAUCUUCCAGUCGUUUCGAAACGAGGAGAGAUCGCUGACGGAGAACAUGGUCGGGCACGUGUCGGAUCACGUCGAAGUGAAGGUUGUGGACCAGAACGGUUCCACCGUGCCGUACGGUACCCCCGGUGAGCUCUGGGCCCGCGGUUACAACAUCAUGAUGAGAUACUGGGGCGACGAGGAGAACACCAAGAAGACCGUGACCGAGGACGGUUGGCUGAAAACGGGGGAUCAAUUCAUUCUGCAUGAGAACGGCUACGGCCACAUAAUCGGGAGGCUCAAGGAUCUGUUGAUCCGCGGCGGGGAGAACAUUUUCUCGAAGGAGGUCGAGGACUUUUUGAUGACGCAUCCCGCGGUGCUCGAGGUGCACGUUAUCGGUGCUUACGACGAGGUCUACGGCGAGGAGGUCUGCGCUUGCGUCCGGCUAAAAGAAAACGCUCGUCUCACCAAGGAGGAACUGAGGGAUUACUGCAAAGGGAAGAUCGCCCACUUCAAGAUACCGCGUUACGUCGAGUUCGUUCAGGAUUACCCAAGGACGGCGAACGGGAAAGUGCAGAAAUUUUUAUUGAAGGAGGAAAUGGAGCGUAAGGGCACGAUUCCCGCCACUCCGAGCACCAACGAUGAUUUGGUUUCUGCCGCGAACCGUUCCCCCAGAUAGAACAGAAUUGCCGCGUCGUCGAAGAAAUUACAGUGUCGCGUUGAAUUUCUUUCGACGGGUAUAUAUGCGCAAGGGCGAGUCUCGAAAUACGCGGGUCAGCUCGAUAGUGAGCGAUUCUUGGUCUCGAUAUUCGGUGGAAUCGAUUUCGAGGAGAAGUCGCCGCCGAAGUGGUACAAGAGCGAAACUGUAUGGUAAGGACUAGUUUUAUACGUGAUACGUUCUCUUAACGAAAUGCUCCUUUCGACUAUAAAUUAUUAUGUUUGUGUCUAAUCGAUCCAGGAAGCAAUUACGAUCAUUUAGGAUUUUGGAAACUUUUGAUAUCUUCCGCGGGAUAAGCGUAUAAUCCAUUCUGAAUUGUGUAAAUAAGCGAAGCUGACGUUUUGCAAAUAACGUCAGAUUAUCGAGACUGUUAUCGUUCAGGGCGAUAAAAGAAUUUAGAGCAACGGCGAUAACGUGGAACGCGACGUGCUCGGUUUGCCAGAGGACGCCACGUAUCCGUGGGUAGAGCGAUAGUCGCAGAACUCGGCAAAGUAGAGAACUAUACGACUAACCCCGCACGAUUAUUACCAUCCAAUUGUACGAGCGUUAUCUUUCGAAGUUUCUUUUUUUUUUUUAACGUCCUUUGUACACCGUUUUUAUACGAAUUUAUUAAAUUUUUACGAGGUACAAAACGACCAAUAAAAAAUUUCCACGACAGUUGACGGCGUACGGAUGCACGGGUAACGCGACACCCCGGUGAUCUCUAAUUUCCGAAACGGCACGCGUCAGCGUCGUCGGUGCUUCGCCAACUGUUGACGCGCGAAACGUCGUCGAUCGAUGAUCGAUGGAAGCGGCGUGGAAAGGAAGGAAGCCGUGAAACGCGUAGGAAGUCGAGCGGGCUGAAACGGAAAGGAAGAAGCGACGCGAAAAAUAAGGACGAGGGAAGCCGUCGAAAAUCCGCGGAUUCGAGUCGGGCACGUGUUUCAGGUGGCGUCUAAUUGAGAAUGGAUGGCCUCGAGCGGCGAGUCUCGCUUCUCCCAGGGCUGGAAGACUUGGAAGAGGCGUGCAUUACUGCGGCAGAUGGUGGUCGUGAUUGCAGCUGCUCCUCAACGAACACCUGCCGUUUUCUCCCGGGCGUCUAUCGAGAUGGACGAAAUCACUGUCCAGCCUCCGCAGCCUCCUCUCUUUCCUCCCCCGUGUCCGUUCGGUUGCUCCGAUAUUUUUCGUUCGUAAAAGCAACAGAGGCGAACAGGAUACCGUCGAUCGUCGUUUCUCGUCGCGUGCCACGACGCGACGAAAGCGAUGCUCGAUCGUUGUUCCGGUGUCUUUUUAGCUAUCCUCUCGGCGAGACCGCAAAAACCACGCGCGGAAGGGCUCUUGGUCGUAAUCGGGGGCCAGUCUCAGGAGCGAAAUUAAUUCUGGCGACCGGCCAGGAUCUACGAGCGCGGGCCACGUAACACCGACGACGCGGGGGAGUAAAUUCGCCCGGGACAGAUUCGCGCGGAAAAUUGGUGGCCGCGCGCGGCCGUCCCGACAGCCUGGAACAGACGACCGUGACCACGGUUCCUCUUCUCCCGGUUAAAGGAGCUAACGAGCUGUCGACCGUCGGCGAAUCGAGACCGUUCCGUGUCGCCCCGAUAAACGUCGAUGCCCCGGUGCCCCGCGUCGCGUUCCUUUCUCGUCGAAGACGGAGUUCGGUACAGUGUCUCGAAAAUUUCCUCGAGCGACGCGCAAUCGAUUCGCCUUUUCGCUCCGGGUUCGAUUUCCGGUGGGAGGGCGGCCCUGGCGACCAACGCCGCGAACAAUGAAACGAUGACGGGACGCGGGGAAAGAACGAACGAGAGGAAGGAACGGGCAGACGAAAAGGCAAAGGACAACAGAAUCC